Molecule: messenger RNA, 7277 nt
Organism: Setaria italica (foxtail millet)
Lineage: Eukaryota; Viridiplantae; Streptophyta; Magnoliopsida; Poales; Poaceae
Product: malonyl-CoA decarboxylase, mitochondrial
Exons: 12
Coding region: 5305-6858 (517 amino acids)
Biological process (GO): positive regulation of fatty acid oxidation; malonyl-CoA catabolic process; acetyl-CoA biosynthetic process
Cellular component (GO): peroxisomal matrix; mitochondrial matrix
Molecular function (GO): malonyl-CoA decarboxylase activity
Source: RefSeq, a predicted model, not a curated record
UCAAUCAACAUUGUUGGCUACUGCCAAUCUCCAUAGCUGCUGGCGAGUAGGGCUAGCAGUUAGAGCUAGACUAAUGGGUGAAAAUUUGCACCCGCCCAAUGGUCGUCUAUCCUCCAAAAUACAACAAUCGUAGUUGUUGCAGAAUAGGGUGAUAGUGGGAGCCAUAGAGAAUAUCGGGUGGAUGGAGUAGUUAUUGGAUCCUGUAGGCCGUAGCAGAGCAAUAGAUCUGGUACAUGAUGGGGCAACUUGAGGGUAGAGCAGCCAUAAGGUCGGCACAGGGUCGUUCCCACGCCCCCUUUGGUUUGAGGAACUCGGCUGCCGUGUUUUCCAUGAAACUCGUGCAGUCUCUUCAGAUCAAAUUUGAAGACCCACCAGACCUGCCUAGUUUCUAGACUGUGGCGAGUUCCAGAACCCCCGCAUCAUCCUAACACGGAACCCUUAUGGAGACAACGUCGAGAGCAACUCUACCAUGCCGGAUCGUGAAGCCUUUGUGGUCUCCGCCGAUGAUCCACCCAGGGAUGGAAAAAUAUCUUCUCAGGAAGAAGGUUGCAAUGGCAAGAAUCAGGACCGUGCAAUAUAGCACCAACGGGAGCAAGCCGACACCCAGCAACGUCAACAACCUGCUGCUAACAUGGGAGCUGAUGCAGCAGACAACCAGCGCUGACCACCACCCGCCACCAACGUCGACCCACUGCGCGCCAACGAUGGUGACAACGCUGACCAGGACGGUGCCUGAGGCAGCGCAGGCGCCCUAUGCGUGCCUGCAAUCUACAAGCCGACCUCGAGGAGGCUGCCCACAACGUCUUCACCAUACUCCGAGCUAACCUGGGGGCUGCCUUCGCCGAUCUGAAAAACCUUCCAGACUUGAAGCUACUAUGGCGGAUCCAUGCAUGUAUCCGCGUCGCCAACGCCCAGAUCGAAGAGCAGGCCCAAAGCCGGUCAACACACUCCUGGUCCACAUCUACUCAGCACUCUCGAAGCCGAUCGAUCUACUCAUAGCGGAUCCGGUCACCACCGAGGCGGGCACAAUAACCACGCGGGAGGUCAGCUAGAGCCCGUCCAUGAAGAGAAGGUGGAGCAACCCGUCAACCCGCCCGCUAACAACGCCCAUCAACUCGACAACCACGAUAACCGCCGUUGUCGUAGGAGAGGCGAUGGCAAGAACCGUGGCAGACAAGAUCGGCAACCCGACCUCCGCGAAUAGCUACACGAUCGCCGUGACCUCCGCGCCGACCUCAACAACCGCCACCAAGACUGGAAAGAGGCCGAGCUCCACCGCCACCUUGAGUACGACCGUGACUACGGCGCUCCUGGUAGGCUAAACUGCAACACAUAACGGGAGGACCGUCGAUGCCAAGAAGAUGAAAUGCAUCGCUGUGCCGACUACGACUGCAUGUACGACGCCCCUGAAGACGCCUAUGUCCCACCCAGGCGCAACAACGAUGGACGCCCCGAGGCACCACUCGUCGAAUAUAACCUCGAGGAUGACGAUGACACAGCGAACGAUGGUUUUGCCGCCUUCACUCCCCGCCUCAAAGCCGUUGAGUGGCCUGCCUUGUUCAAGUUGGCUAUCAACAAAAAGUACGACGGCCGCUCCGACCCCACUAUAUGGCUCAAAAUGUACAGCACCGUGGAGAAAGCCGCCAACGGCACAUACGACCAGAUGGCCACCUAUUUCCCAGUGGUGAUGGCCCCGCCCCUCUCCUGUGGCUAGAGAACUUUCCACCGAGCAGCAUCAAUACCUGGGGUCAGCUCGCUAGGGCUUUCACCCAGAACUACCAGGCUACCUACAACCAACCUAGAAACACGGAGAAUCUUGGGCAAGUCUGCCAGUGGAAGAACGAAACUCUCCGAGAGUACGUGAACCACUUCUUCGAGAACCGCAACAGGCUGGCCGGAGUCGAGGACCGCGACAUCAUCUAGUACUUCCACUCUAGCCUGAUGAACCGCAACAUGUUCUGCAAGCUGUAUGAGGCUACCCCCAAGAUGGUCGGGCAGAUGAUGCAGCUCACCAAUGUUCAGUCCGACACAGAGGAGGCAACACAAGUACAGUUCUAGGGCGGCGAGCACUGCCAGAACGACAACCACAAACAACUGACCUAUGAGGAACACCAAGCACGACCGAAGUCCUCCCGACUUAAAAAAAAAGACCCCCCGAGGUCCUCACUGCUGAAGCCGACCCCGCCAGACCAACCACCUUCCUUCGGGAAGAGUUCGAUGACACCCUGAAUGCUCCGUGCCCCUUCCAUAAGAACGCACAUCACAAUCUUCGGGACUGCACAAUCCUCAAGAAAGAGCUCGGCACCCUGAUGGAGUACAAGCGACCUUGCCAAAAUGACUACCGAAGGGACGACAAUUGUCGCGACAACCGCCGCCGCAAUGACCGUGAUGACCGCGGCAACCGUCGCCGUGACGACCACGACCAUCGCCGUGAUGAUCGCGACGAUCGUGACCGCUGCCACGAUCACCGCAACAACCGCCAAUGUGAUGACCGCAAUGAUUAUCACAGAGAGGAGCACCGUGACCGGCCAAACCCAGACGCCCACCGGGUCAGCGCCGACCAGAACGGGGAGUUCCAGCGACCGAACCAUCAAGUUAACAUCAUCAUGGGCGGCCCCAAGGUGUUCUGCAGCAAUCGUAAACACAAGCUGCACCAACGAGAGGUGCACUCAUUCUCCAUACGUCCAGUCCAGUAUCUGCGAGGAAGAUCACUGGAUACACAUUCCAGAUCUCGGGUCCUAACCGUUGGUGGUUUGCCCGACCAUAGACCGGGCCCUCCUCCCCAAAGUGCUAAUUGACAGCGGUGGCGGGCUUAACAUCAUCUUCGCCGAAACCCUGAAGUGCAUGGACUUCAAUUUCGACCGCAUCCAGCCCUGUGAAGACCCCUUCUACGGCAUCGUACCCGGCAAGGGAUCCUAUCCUAUCGGCCGAGUUGUUUUGCCAGUCAGCUUUGGCACGCCUGACAACUACCGUACGGAGCACCUUACCUUCGAGGUGGCUAACUUCAAAACUUCCUACCAUGUCAUCUUUAGCAGACCCAUGCUCGCGAGGUUCAUGGCAAUUCCACAUUGCACCUACCUCGUCCUCAAGAUGCCGGCUCCAAAUGGUGUCCUCUCCAUCUACGGUGACCUCCAAACUUGGUCUUAAUGUGAUAUCCAUCUAGACAGAUGAUGGGCCUACAUCCGGUCAAAAAAACCCCUCUUGCAUGCAUUCAGUGACAUGUAACAUGUACUAAACAAGUUUUUAGUACAAUUUAAGUAGAAUGUGCUCCCAGGAUUGCUUCUCCUCAACUCUUCUGCAUAGUCCCACAAGUAAUUGUACCGUUGGACCUCAUCUCCAUGAAUAGAACUUAAAAUCAGCCUUAUUGCUCUAGCAAGCUUGCUCUUGGAAAUGGUCAAGUUCAAAUCUUUUGGACUGUCUUGACAAACCUGGUGAUGCUCAUCUUCUCAUUGGCUCUAAACAAAUCAGUGUACUUACUAAACAACCACCUAGAAGUGCACCUCCUAAGUAUGCACUCUUUCUGACAAUUGUGAACUCCAUAGUAUAUCUUCACAACAAAUGACUGAAUCCUGCUAUCCAUUGAAGCAUAUAAAGUUCAUGGAAAACCUUCAGCACAAUGACCCCUUAUCCUUCUGUUGUCUUUCCUGGGCAGUAGGAUUUCAACCCUGUUCCUCACACUGUAUUCUAUAAUUACCUCUCUCAACUUUUUUGCAGAUUGAAACACUUGUCAAAUAAAGAAUGUUGGAUUGUUGAUGUCCUCUUCAUUCAAAGAUUUGAACUUCAGCCUAUCUUCCCCAUCUAAAUCUAGCAGCUCCAAGCCCUCAUCAUUACUAUCCUCAUCAUCACUGACUUGUGCAUGUCUAUUUAUCUCAUAUGACUUCAGCUUGCUUCCUCUUGCUUUCUUGUCACAUCCAUUUCAACAGUAUCCUCCAACAAGUCCUUAUCACUAGCAUCUAUGUCAUUGUCACUGUCUAUGAACUCCUCAUCAUGCGCAUAUUCCUCGUACUCUUCCUAAAUAAGACCAUCUUGCUCAACUCUAUCUUUCUUCAAGUCAUUAUAGAACACUGGUAAUUUCUCACUAGUUUUCCUAUCAAUAUACUCAACUUUCUGUGGGCUAAUAACCUUAGGCAGAUCAGCAACUUAAUUGACAACCACAUCUUCCCAAUCAAGUCCCAUGUUGUCAUCAUGAUCAAUAAACACUUGACCUUUUGUACCACUGAUGCCAUCACAUUGGUGUCAUGGUCAGACGCUAUCACUCUCAAUCCAUCAGCUAAGGUCUUCCCUGGUAACAACCAAUAAUACUUGAUGUUGCUGUUACUCACAUAACCAAGCUGCUGAACAAAAUCCUCGAACCACAAAGGACUCAAAGUAUCAGUCUCAAUCCUAUCAAACAAGUGGAUCUUCUCACCCACAUAUGACCAAAUCCAAUGAAGAAACCCCCAUGGUGAACCUCAAUACUGAACUCAUAUGAACCAGGACCUAUAAUGCACAAGCAAAUUAAAUUGAUCAAGCAAAUCAAAUUGAUCAGAUGCAACCUCUCGAAAUUUUAAGUUUUUCCCCGAAAUUCUAAAACCUAUAUCAAAACCAAAACCCUAACAAAUUAUCCCCAAAUCAACAAUCCCAUAUGCCAAAUCCAAGUUUUUCAACUCAAUACUCUAGAAUCACACUCUAAAAUCCAAUCCCUACACCUAUCCCUACAAUCGAUAUGGCAGAGAAAUCAGAGUACUCACCGUAGUUCGGAGCCGAUUCCCCUUUGCCUCGCAGUCUCGUCACCAUCCCGUCGCGGCGGUGGCCUGCACCACCUUCGGUGCUUCCUUCUACGCGGGCUUCCUCUUUUCCUCCCCAAUCGCCGCCGCACUACCUCCAUCUGUUCAUCCUCAAUCGCCGCCGCACAGACCCUCGUCGACCACGGCAGAGAGGUAACUGAGGAGAUAAAUGAGAGGUCCGGCACAUGUGAAGGCUUCUUUGUAAAUUUAGGCAGCCCAGCAGUAUCCCUGCCACGUGUGUGCGACACGGUGGCAUCGCCAUGUUAGCUAAUAACGGUGGAGUCAGAUUGGACGCAAACGAGAUCCAAACAAAGUUUAGAUCUAAAAAAAAGCGAUCUGCUAGUUUGGUAACCGGGCAAGUCUGGGGACCGGCUGCGCCCUUUCGUCUACAGAAAGGCGAGUAGUGGGACACGCUGACACCUCACCGCCCGAACGGCCGAACCCAACCGCAAAAUUGGCACAGCGCCGUCGCCGGCGCCGUCACCCGCCCUGCCUCCGCCUCCGGCCGCGUCGCCGGCGGCUACUCCGACCGCGUCACAUGACCAGGAACCACACCUCGAAGUCGCUCGCCGUCCUCCUCCGCGCCCGCAUGCACCCGGACGCCCUCCCCUCCCCGCCGCCGCAACUGUCCCCUCCUCCUCCGCCCACUGACCCAGACCCCGCCGCCCCGCCCGCGGCUUCCGUUCUCCACUGGCUCCAUGCCGCUGCCUCCGCCGCCUCCCCGCCCCCCGCGACGCUCGAUAACUUCUCCGAUGGGUACCGCUCCCUCGACCGCGUCGGGCGCCGCGAGGUCCUCCGCUCCCUCGCCACCGACUACGACGUGCCCCGCGCGCGCGUCCGGGACCUCAUGAGACAGUACAUGAGCGUCGCCUCCGCCGCGGCGGCAGGCGGGGAUGACGCGACGGUGGAGGAGGGGAAGGAGGGCUCCGCGGCGGCGCUGUACCGGAUGGAGAGGGGGCUCCGGGACGCGCUCCGGCCCCGGUACUCCGGGUUCCUCGAGGCCAUGAACGCGCAGCCAGGCGGGCUCAAGCUCCUCGCGGUGCUCCGCGCCGACCUCCUGGCCUUGCUGGGGGAGGAGAACGCUCCGGCACUGCGCGCCCUGGACUCGUACUUGAAGGAGAAACUGGUGACCUGGCUCAGCCCUGCAGCAUUGACGCUCCACCAGAUAACAUGGGAUGAUCCUGCCUCCUUGCUAGAGAAGAUUGUGGCAUAUGAGGCAGUGCAUCCAAUCAGAAACCUGAUAGACUUGAAGAGAAGAUUGGGUGUUGGUCGCCGUUGCUUUGGCUACUUCCAUCCAGCAAUACCAGGGGAGCCCCUGAUUUUCAUCGAAGUUGCUUUACACAAAGAUAUGGCUGCAUCUAUACAGGAGGUCUUGUGGGAUGACCCCCCGACUCCUGAAUCUGAAGCCAGCUGUGCACUGUUUUAUUCAAUAUCGUCUACCCAGCCUGGCUUAUCAGGUAUUAAUCUGGGGAAGUUUCUUCUCAAGCGUGUGAUUGACAUGUUGAGACGAGAUAUGCCUUCAGUACAGAUUUUUGCAACACUUAGCCCAAUCCCUGGUUUCAUGCAAUGGCUUCGUGCUAAACUGGCCUCCCAAAUAAAAUUAGCACAGACAGAAUCGCAAGAGGGGAAUUCAUUCGAAGGAGCUAGCUCUACUUUCAGAGAAUCCAUCCUUCUUCCCGAGGAAGAGAAGAUGAUUCAUGAUGCCAUUGAACAAGCUCAUGGGAAACAAGGAAUUGAACUAUUGCAAGAUAUACUGAAAACAAGUCAAUGGGUAAAGUCUGAAAAAUUAUCUGCUGCGUUGAAAUCUCCUCUAAUGCGUUUGUGUGCAAGGUAUCUUGCCAGAGAGAAAAUCAGAGGAAAAGCUCUAGAUGCUGUUGCAAAUUUUCACUUGCAAAACGGAGCAAUGAUUGAGAGAAUAAACUGGAUGGCUGACCAAUCAGAGAAGGGCAUUCAACAAAGUGGAGGUAUCAUGGUCAAUUAUCUUUACAGGUUAGAGAAUAUAGAAGAGUAUGCACUUUCAUAUUCAGGCACAGGGCUUGCCCAUUCUUCACCUAGCCUGUCCCAGUAUCUUGAGCAGUCGAAGGAUCCGUGAAACUGAAUAUUUCUGGCACGAAUUUUGUUUCCAUCAAGGUAUUAUAUCAGGCAUUGGAUGCUUUGGAUCAAGAUGAAGGAUAGGAUACUGCAAUUCUUCCUCUGUUCAUUGUGAACGUCGUGGAUUCAUAUGAUAGGUUUUAUAGUUUGUUCUGACCUGAUCUUUAUGUUUUCUUUUCCAUUCUUUUCUUUUGGAUGAUGAAACUAAAGCAUAAUAUGUCUGUAUAGUGUAUACUGCGUACAAAUACAAGCAAAGAAGAAAAUCUCUGAUAUAGCAGGGAUAGGGUUGGUUCUGGUUCUCCUGUAUGUUACAUGCACACUUUUAUGUGGUACUGCUCUGCGUUUGCUGUGAUGAGCCAAAUUGUCUUCUGCAGGGGCAAAUUGCAAUAUGCAAGUAACCAGAAGGGGUAUACCUUAACA